ACAGUUUUACAACUUUUGCAGAAACAAAGAUGUCUAAUGGGUGCUGUUAUUUUGCCUUAUCGCCUGUAGAGGUCGUGCUAGUGGACUGAUCCUCUCGGGAGGGGGGGGGUGUCCUGUUUGCAAUCAGCGGUGCAAGUGAGCGCUCCUCGUCGUUCAUCUCGUUCAUCUUCAAAACCGUCUGACACACACGGACACACACACAUUCUAUACAACCGAACCAAGAUGUUCUGCAGACGGGCAUGGCAGAGAGUCGGGCCGCUGGCACGGAGGGCUUUCAAACCCCCAUCCAGAAACACAGCUCCAGUGCGACACAUGGCCUUUGGGGUCCCUGGUGGCUCCACCAACAUGACAUACUUUCUCCUGUGUGGAGGAGGCCUCACUGCUGCAGUCGUCUAUGCUUAUAAGACAGUCAAUGGUGACAGUGAGCACUAUGAGGAGAGACUGGCUAACGUGGGCUCCACAGCAAAGGCCUCUUCUGAAGCAGCACCAGAGGCAGCAGCUCCUGCAGCUGAACCCGCCCCAGUGGAGGAGGCAGCGCCAGCUGCUGACGUCAUCGCUGAGUCUGUCCCUGCUCCUGCAGAAGCAGUAGCAGAGACCUGCUGA
This is a messenger RNA of Lates calcarifer (barramundi perch), 603 nucleotides long. Its product is annotated as protein MGARP. Gene Ontology annotation, biological process: anterograde axonal transport. Bases 223 to 603 code for a protein of 126 amino acids. Gene Ontology annotation, cellular component: mitochondrion. The transcript is spliced from 4 exons. The record is from RefSeq and is a predicted model, not a curated record. Lineage: Eukaryota; Metazoa; Chordata; Actinopteri; Centropomidae.